Molecule: messenger RNA, 616 nt
Organism: Erythranthe guttata (spotted monkey flower)
Lineage: Eukaryota; Viridiplantae; Streptophyta; Magnoliopsida; Lamiales; Phrymaceae
Source: RefSeq, a predicted model, not a curated record
UCCUCAUCCUCAGCCGCCAUUGGAAGAGGUGAAGUUGACUGAGGUGGUAAACGAACAGCAGACGAUACAUGCUUAUUCUCCUACAGUUGAUGCAGUUGUAGCUGAUGAAGAAGCUGAAGUUAUUACAGAGGCUUUUGAAGAGGUAGUUCAACCAAUUAUUGUGACUCGAUUCGCUGGAAAAUCUGUGGAGGAAGUUGCGGCUAUCAAGAUAUAGACAGCUUUCCGUGGUUACCUGGCAAAGAGGGCAUUGAGAGCUCUAAGAGGGCUCGUGAGACUGAAAACACUUGUCGAUGGGCCCACUAUAAAACGCCAAACCGCGAACACUCUGAAAUGCAUGCAAUCUCUAUCUCGUGUGCAGUCUCAGAUUCAAUCUAGACGAAUGUCAAUGCUGGAGGAGAAUCGGACGCUCCAGAGACAGCUUCUGCAGAAACGUGCUAAAGAACUCGAGAGCUUGCGAAUGGGAGAGGAUUGGGAUUUUAGUCUACAAUCGAAAGAGCAAAUUGAGACGAGUUUGCUUCACAAGUAUGAAGCUGUGAUGAGGCGGGAAAGAGCUCUAGCUUGUUCAUUCACUCACCAGGAAUGUAUCACAGGUUCUGGGAAAUAAAUACCAGAACUA